AAAUUAGUACGGUCCACCCAACUCGAUCUGUUCUCCUUCACCGUCCGCUUCGUCGCUCGAUCUCUACGGAUCUCAAUCUCCGGCAAUGGCAAUCAACGGGACGGUGCCAUCCUCCGGCCGACUCGCCUCCGUCUACAGUGAUGUUCAGAUAAGCCGCCUCAACCACCCCCUCCCUUUACCGGCCGUGCUCAAGUCUUCUUUUAAGAUAGUCGACGGCCCGCCAAGCUCCGCCGCCGGGAGUCCAGAGGAGAUCGCGAAGCUUUUUCCCAGCCUUUUCGGCCAGCCAUCGGCAUCGUUGGUGCCGAACGGAGCUGAUCCGACGGAGCUGGGUGAGAGUCUCAAGAUCGGUGUUGUGCUUUCGGGAGGGCAGGCCCCGGGUGGGCAUAAUGUGAUUUCUGGAAUAUUUGAUUACCUGCAGGAUCGUGCUAAGGGGAGCACGCUCUAUGGGUUCAGGGGCGGGCCGGCGGGUAUCAUGAAGUGUAAAUAUGUGGAGCUGACCCCGGAGUUUAUCUAUCCCUACCGAAAUCAAGUAAUUGAUGUGCCUGUUCUCAUUGGCCUUGUUUAUCUUUUAAAUCACGUUAUUUAGGGUGCUCUUUCUUUGUUUGAAAUCAAUCUAACUGUUCUGAAGAUUAGGUCUGGAACGGUCAACACCAUUGUUUGCGCCUUGUUGCCCACUUUUGAGUUUCGUGCAUUUUCGGUGUUGCUGCCCCUAUAAAUAAUCUCUAGGAAGAUUGUGAUCAAAUAGUGUUACGAGUCGAAGCUGCAAUUUAUAAUUAUUUAUUUAUUUCAUCGGUUGAUGCACAUAGAUUAAAGUUCAUGAUAUUAUUUUUUUAAAUAUCUUAAUUUCAAGCCAUAUGGUAAUUUUUACUGUCAUUAGACUGAUAAAUUUGCUACAGUGUUAUUAUUUUUUUUAACAUUUUCUUCAUAACUUAUUUAUUAAUAUUAUUUUUUAUGACCUUUGUCAUCAUCUGUAUAGCCCCCAUCCCCCCGCCCCCCACUAUAUAUUUUUUCCUUAGUUAUGGAUGUUUGUUCAAGAGAUUUGCAAGAGGUUGUACCUUGUGUAUGUUUUUUGCUGAUGAUAUUCUUCUUGUUGAUAAGACUAGGGAGGGAGUUGAAUGAAAACUUAAAUUAUUGAGUUCAAGCUUGUGUUUAAUGGUUUUUGUUUGAGUAGAUCUAAAACCAAAUACAUGGAGUGUAAUUUUAGUAGUAAUAAAUCUAGUGAGGGGAUUGUGACUUCGGGCGAUGAAGUCAUUAAAAAGAGUGCGUGUUUUGUAUAUCUCGGUCUAUUGCUCAAAGUGAUGGUAAAAUAGAUGGAGAUAUUACUAGUAGAGUUCAAGUUGGAUGAUUGAAGUGGAGGAAUGCAUUGGGCCUGUUGUGUGAUAGAAAAGUACCUUUCAAACUUAAGGGAAAAUUCUAUAAGAUGGUGGUGCUUUCUAGCGUAGAAUGCUAGCUUUUUAAAGAGAAGCAUAAACUUAAAUUUAGUGUUACAGUGAUGACGAUACUUAGGAUGAUGAGUGGCUUUACUCUUAGAGAGAAUGCAAAACGAGUAUGUACGUAUAAAUGUUGGAGUAGCUUUAAUGGUAGAUAAGAUUAGAGAGAGUCAUCUUAGAUGCUUUGGUCAGAUAAAACGCCGGCCUUUUGAUGGUCCAUUUAGGAGAGUAGAUGUAUUAGAGUUGGCUUAUGUUAAGAAAGGUAGAGGUAGAUCUAAAAGGACUUGAUUAGAAAGUAUUAGAAGUUACAUAUUUUUUAUUAAAUUUAAAUAAAAAUUUGACUCUUAACAAUACAUAAUCAGAAAAAAAAGAUUCAUAUAGCUGACCCCAUAUAAUGGGAUAAAGACUUAAUAUUGUUGUUGUUGACAUCAUCUAUAUAUUCAUUGGUUUACCUAUGGCUAGUACAUGGCAAGUUUUAAAUUUAAAAAUGAGAAUUUGGUUUCAGAUUUCUAUUGAAACUAUUGUGAAUGACUUGUGUUAGAAAGUAUGCUACAUACUGAUAUUACGAUCAUUGCCUUUUAAUAAUUGAUUGCCAAAACAAUUCAUAUUUGAAGAAGGUGCAUGUAUGUAAAGUUUUAGUCCACGUUAGAUGCUACUAAGUUUUGGAAGAAAUUGUAAUAUGUUUUAUGCUUAAUGAAAAUUUAAAGGCAAUGAUGUCAAAUAUUGGAGGGAAAACAGCUUCUACAAGAAUUUACGAGCAGUAGUUUUUACAAGAUUGAUAUUAGGGAAGCCAAACUUAUUAGGCAUACACAAGGUUUAAAAUUGCGUAAAUAUGCCUCGAGGCAUUUUUCGUCCGUGAGGCGAGGCAUAAGCCUCGAGGCGGUAUGGAUGCAAAAUUGUGUAAAUGAGAAUUUCAGGGUUUUAACAGGUAAAUAAUAGUAAGUUUCUAUCAUUGUUGAAAGAUUUAAAAUGAUAAAAAAAAUGGAAAGUACGAAUGCUCCAACCACUAAAAUUCUAAAAAAAAAAAUUGAAA
Messenger RNA from Dendrobium catenatum, 2463 nucleotides. Its product is annotated as pyrophosphate--fructose 6-phosphate 1-phosphotransferase subunit beta-like. The record is from RefSeq and is a predicted model, not a curated record. The coding region runs from base 86 to 586 and encodes 166 amino acids. Gene Ontology annotation, biological process: photosynthesis; response to glucose; glycolytic process. The transcript is spliced from 3 exons. Gene Ontology annotation, molecular function: 6-phosphofructokinase activity; diphosphate-fructose-6-phosphate 1-phosphotransferase activity. Gene Ontology annotation, cellular component: cytosol. NCBI's taxonomy places the organism in Eukaryota, Viridiplantae, Streptophyta, Magnoliopsida, Asparagales, Orchidaceae.